UAUAACUUUUUAGGAAACUGUGGGGAACACUUAUACACACACACACACACACACACACACACGCACGCACACAAUACAUAUGUGCAUACACGCAUGCAGACACACGCCAUCCUCCAACUAUCUGCAAGUGCAGGCUCCCAAGUGAGUCUGUCUCACAGUAGAGGUAUGCUGCACGCGGGUCCUACAGCAGUGAGCGAGUGAGUGUGUUUUGCGUGUGCACUCUCGAACGAAGAAGACAACUCCACUGACUCAACUUCACUUGUUGAAUCUGCUGAAUGCGCUUAUCUGGACUGGACAUACUUGGCUACACAGACUGGACAGUGGAUGCUUUGGCUGUAAAUGAGGAAUACUUUUCUUCUCCCGAGAGUAUGAAAGGGACAGACAGAGUUGAGACAAAAGAGAAAAGGUGAGAGAGAGACAGAGGAAGAAAGGGAGAGAGAGACACACACAGAGAAAGAGAGAUCUACUACAGUGUGUGUGCAAGAGACAAGAGAAAAGACAAACAAAGGAAUAUCUGCACUUCCCUAGCGUUUUCUUUUCCACAUGUCUGUUUCUAUCCCAUCUCUCAGAACUUGUGUGUGUGUGUGUGUUUGAGUGUAUGUGUAAGUGAGAUUCUGUGGACAAUACAGAAGUGGAGAAGUGGGACCGAGUGUGUGCAUUCUUGGAGAGGUGAUACCAUGCCUGCGGUGAGGGACAGCAGCAGUUGGGGAGUAUGUGUGGUUCUCUUGCUAGGCACUCUGCUGGUGGUAACUAGCGGCAACGCCAGCCACGGCGAAGAGGGUGUGCACAGGAGACCCUCCUGCUAUGGCGGCUUCGACCUCUACUUCGUCCUGGACAAGUCUGGCAGUGUGAUGCACCACUGGAAUGAGAUCUAUCACUUCGUGGAACACCUGGCCCAUAAAUUCAUAAGCCCACAGCUGCGGAUGUCUUUUAUAGUGUUCUCUACUGAGGGACGGAUCCUGAUGCGUCUCACAGAAGACAGGGAUCAAAUCCGUAAGGGUCUAGAAGAGCUGCAGCGGGUGCUUCCAGGUGGCGACACGUUCAUGCAUGAAGGCAUCCAGCGGGCCAGCGAGCAGAUUUACUAUGGAAAUUCCGAAGGGUACCGGACCGCCAGUGUCAUCAUCGCCCUGACCGACGGGGAACUGCACGACAACUACUUCUUCUACGCCGAGCGAGAGGCCAACCGCUCCCGAAGCCUGGGCGCCUCAGUGUACUGCGUGGGGGUGAAGGACUUCAACGAGACCCAGUUGGCCAAGAUCGCUGAUAGCAAGGACCAUGUCUUUCCAGUGAAUGGUGGUUUUGAUGCCUUGCAAGGGGUCAUUGAUUCGAUCCUCAGGAAGUCCUGCAUUGAGAUCCUGGCAGCCGAGCCCUCCAGUAUCUGCGCAGGAGAAACGUUCCAGGUGGUGGUGCAUGGGAAUGGAUUCCUGCACGCUCGCAACGUGGAAAAAGUCCUCUGCACCUUCCGCAUCAAUGACACGCUCACCAGAAUGGUGAAGCCUCUAAUUGUUGAGGACACAUACAUGCUCUGUCCAGCACCAGUGCUGAGUGAGGAGGGAACUGCUGCUUCCCUGUACGUCAGCAUGAACGAAGGCCUGAGUUUCAUCUCCAGUUCCGUCACCAUCACCACUGUUGGCUGUUCGGAUGGGACCAUCUUGGCCAUAGCGCUGCUUAUCCUGAUGCUGCUCCUCAUCCUGGCCCUCCUUUGGUGGUUCUGGCCUCUCUGCUGCACCGUGAUUAUCCAUGAGCCUCCACCUCCAGUCAUAGAAGACAGCUCGGAUGAGGAGGAGGAGGAUGGCAUGCCCAAGAAGAAAUGGCCCACGGUGGACGCCUCCUACUAUGGAGGCCGGGGAGUAGGAGGCAUCAAGCGGAUGGAGGUGCGCUGGGGCGACAAGGGUUCUACGGAGGAGGGUGCUAAGUUGGAGAAGGCCAAGAAUGCGCGGGUCAAGAUGCCUGAGCAGGAGGAGUACGAGCUGGCCCCAACACGCAUCCUCAACAACGGCAUGAGGAAACCAGCUAGCCCCCACAAGUGGUAUUCCCCCAUCAAGGGCAAGCUGGAUGCCUUGUGGGUUCUCCUGAGGAAAGGAUACGACCGUGUGUCAGUCAUGAGACCACAGCCAGGGGACAGGGGUCGUUGCAUGAACUUCACCCGGGUCAAGGCCAGCCCUCUGCCUCGCUACCCGGCCUUCAGGCACCACUCCACUCCCAUCUACACCCCUCCGCCCGGUAGCAGCCCUCCGCCCUCCCUACACACCAUUCUGCCCCCACCCUCGCGCAGCCCCCCUGCCUCGCCGUCCUCCACCCUCCCACCACUGCCCUCCACACCCCCUCCAUGCUCGUCUUCCACUCCUUCACCUCCAACCACCCCACCGCCGACCACACCUCCACCCCCACCCUACACCCCUCCACCGACCCGUGCCCUGCCCCCCACCACUCUGUACCUGCCUCCACCGGUGUCUUCACCUUCACCUCCGUCAUCCCCAACCGGAUCCUUGCCACCUCUUCCUCUGUCUCCACCCCCGGGUAGAGCCCCUCCCCCCGAUCGCCCACCCCCACGUCCUUCCCAGUAAAUCAGCUGUUUUGAUUUGAGGAUUUGGAAGGCAGCGGCUCUGCUUCUUGGAGCUGAUUGGUUGAUUGGGCUGAAAGUGAAGUGUGGCAGACAAACAGACAGACAGACAGACAGACAGACAGACAGGAAGUGCAUACCUAUGACUCCUCUCGGACUCUUACUUGUCUCCAUCAGAACCAGCGACACGAACACAAAACUGCCUGAACAUGUGGACCAGCUGCCUACUGGGACAGAUUAGCAAGAGGGGGGGAAAUGCAUCCUAUUGCUGCCAGGCCUCAAUGCACAAGAAAGUAAACAGCAAUCCAUCAACAUUCAUCUCACAAACUCACGCCACACUGCACUCAGCACCACCACAGCGUCAGAGUCCUGGACAUUUGCAAAUAAACAAACAGACAGUGGCGGCUUGCUUGGCUUCUAACCCAGCGGUUACCACACAUAGAAUGUGUGCAACUGUCAUUACCACACGACAAGUGGGGAUGGACAACGCAUUAGCCCACUUUUUAACCAGCAUCUGCCAAAUCUUUAAAAGGCCGGGGGUGUGGGGGGGGGGGCGAUGUCUUUGGAGAAUGAAGGAGCGAGCGCUUGAAGAGAAAAAGGUGUUUGGAGAUUUCCUGUUUGUGGCAUGCACAUGUACUCUCUGGCUUGUAAAGAAACAGGCUUUACGUGCCUGGGAAUGGGUUCUGUUUGUGGAAGGUAAAAUGCACGGCUAAUUUUGACCUAAGGGUACAGUACAGUUUCCACUCUAUAGAGCAAGCUACUGUACAACCACCUUUUUUAAAAUGUAGGUGAAGUGACAUUCUUGCACAAGUCCAUUGUAAAGAACCAAAAAAACUGGAAAAGUUAUUGAAUGCAUCUAUUUGUUAAUGUUUAUAACAUUUGUGUUAUAUUGUGUGUGGAGACGUUUUUUCACCUUUAUUUUAUUUUUUUAUUAUUUCUAAGGAUGUGGCUGACAGUCGUCAGGUCCUCAAUUCAGGACACAUUUGCUUUGCGGAAGAAUGAAUGAAUGAAUGAUUUCUUACACGUUUCUUCAGCUCCUAAUAACUGACCAAAGAACUUGUUGAUGUGACGACGUUGUCAAUAUUAUACAAUAGCUUGAUGCAGACAGCAUGUGCACAACCGUACACAACACAGGGGAGUUUAUCUCUCUAUGAAGGAAAAUCAAGAGUUGCAGGGAUAUGUUGAAGGAUCACUUGAAAUUUAUAAUUCAGGUUUACGCAAAUUGUUUGCUCACAGACUAAAUGUAAACACAUGCAUGAUUAAGUGUCAUUGCUAGUAUUUGUAGAACAUUUUCAUACAUUUCUUUCAUAAAUGUGUUUUUUGUAGAAAUACACCUUACUCCUUCU
Engraulis encrasicolus (European anchovy) is the source of this 3909-nucleotide messenger RNA. Its product is annotated as anthrax toxin receptor 1-like. The record is from RefSeq and is a predicted model, not a curated record. Bases 678 to 2567 code for a protein of 629 amino acids. Gene Ontology annotation, cellular component: plasma membrane; cell surface. The transcript has 18 exons. Lineage: Eukaryota; Metazoa; Chordata; Actinopteri; Clupeiformes; Engraulidae. Gene Ontology annotation, molecular function: transmembrane signaling receptor activity.